AUGAAUUCAUCACGAAGGAAAGCCAACGACAGCACUACCCCCAGAAAAAAAGAUGUGGUGAAAAAAUUGUACAAAAAAUACGAAAAAAACUGCACCCAAGUCGACCAACUCAUGCUGCCUUCUAUAAGGAAAGCCCUGAGGAGAUGCAUCCAAGAAGGAAUACUUUGCUUCAAGGCUCCGAACACGGAUCAGAUGGAUGAAUUCGAGAUCGUCUACUACAACACGCACUGCAACCAUAAGAACGAUGUCUACAACCUCUUCCCACUGUUUGAGGCCCUGAAGCAGGAGAGGUACCUACACGUAAGGUCUAUCUACGUCUGGAGUGUGCAAGUCAUCCUGCAAGAUGUCGUUUCCCUGUCCUCCCUGUUCACCAUCAGCAUCUACCCAAUCAAACACCUGGAACUCAUCAAUUGCAACCUCACCGGCCAACUGGUUGCCAGGCUUUCCAGAGAUUUCAUGUACUGUCCUACUUUGAUAUCUCUGGUGCUCGAUCAAAACAGGUCAUCAUCGAUAUUCCCUUCAUCGUUGAUUAAUAAUGAGAAUAUUUUUAAUCUACUGAAACAACUGAUUUCAUGUGGACGUUGCGGCGACAGUCUCGGCGACGAAGGCUGCGUGAAGCUAGCGAAGAACUUGAGAGGCAACCGGAGCAUCAGAUGUUUGAGUCUAAAAACAUGUGGCAUAACUUGGAACGGAUGUCAUCACAUCGGGAAAUUGGUCGCGACUACAGCCAUAAGUGACUGUGUUCGAAUGCAAAGAGAUCCCAGCCUAUCGUAUGCAAUGUGUUUGAUGCGUGGUUUUCACGCGUAUUCAUAUACGCCGUGUGGGUUUGUCGUUGAAAUCUCUGAAGCAAGCGCAAAAGAAAGGGUGGAGCACGAGAUUGAAACUCGAAGAAGAGAGGAACUCGAAAUUAGGAAGUUGUUGAAACAGCAGGAAAAACAAAAAAUAGACGAGAAACUGAAGGAGGGAAUAAUUGGAAUACUGGCGGCAGAUGACGACAAUAAGAGCCUAACCCCGGACAACAACAACAACAAUAACAACAACAGCAUAACCAACGAUACAAAUGACAGUAACGUCAAAGACAGUAAAAACUACGCAAACAACGACAUCAACAACGACAUCAGUAAAGACAACAACAACCAAAAAAACAUUAAAACGAAAAAGUAUUCAACGACAUUGAAACCUAGAAGUAGCAGCAACCCGUCAUCUACAAACGCUACUACUAACAAUUCAGAUCUUCCUCCUGUACCAAGUGUGGGUCCCUGGCUGGAUCAGUUGCAUGUGGGGAGAGUGAACCUCUGCCAUCACGUGCCUGACGAGGUGGUGUUGAAAGAAAUGAAGAUGAAACUCAGGAAGCAGUCGUACAACAUCCAGGGCAUGACGGAGGGCAGCGGCAAUCAUGAUGACGUCAACAACAACAACAACAACAACUGUGACCGGAUGUUUCUCUCUUUUGAGGAUUUGCGAAUAAACUCUCGCUCUCAACGGCCACACAAUCCCCACUUAUUGCCAACACCUCAAGAACAAAAUGACGUCACAGAUGACGACUUUGACGUCACAAAUUUACAGAUUCAUUCGAAACAGUUAUUCAUCAUCGCCAUGCAGAAGCUUGCCAAAUGGAUUGGCUCCAGCGAUACACUCAAAGAGUUGGACCUGAUGGGAAACGAGGUGGGAAAUCUUGGAGGUGUUUUCAUCAGGGAAGCUCUACGUGUCAGGGAAAAAAAUAAAUUGGAGCCACUGAAACUGCACAUGACGCACAAGACGUCUGACGACGUGGCUCUCUUCGUCGAACGUUACAACAGAAAUCAACCAAAAAAACUCAAAAAAUAACAAGAACAUAGCAAACGCUAACAACUGAAUUAUAUUUCUUCCAUGUUUACGCACCUCAGUUGUCUAAGGUGUGAUAACUACAAAGCUGCAAGUAAAUAGAUUUUCCUAUUUGCACAAGUACAAAUUCGCGCCUUCCAUUGUCUUCGAACAAACUUCUAUUCCGCGACUCUGAGAUACAAUUUUCUUACUGCAAAAACAGAAGAUUACACACAGAACGUCGACUAGUUUGAUUUUAUGAUCACCGAAUUUUCAACUUAAUAAACGAUUUGUAAAUUGUUUGACCGUUCUUAAAUAGUAACGAUCUCUAAAUAAUAAAUAAGACACAAACACUUCGGAGUCGAAACAUGGAACUUAAUCAUCUAUAAAAAAAAAUUGAAAAAACGAACUACAAACAUUAACGCCAAACAUUCGGUAGAAUUUAUAGAAUAUUGUGUAGAUAGAUAAAUAUAUACGUAGUUAUAAUACAUUUAUAAUGUUGUAUUUACACAUUCAAAUUGUACAAUUGUGUUAUGGUGUUGUCUCAAAUUAUUUUGAAUUUUCUCAGAAAAUUUUAAACGUUUUACUAUACUAUAUAUACUAGUUAUUUUUAUCAAAAAUUUAAAAAUUUUAUCAAUAAUUAAAAAAAA
Molecule: messenger RNA, 2453 nt
Organism: Helobdella robusta
Lineage: Eukaryota; Metazoa; Annelida; Clitellata; Rhynchobdellida; Glossiphoniidae
Exons: 14
Coding region: 1-1827 (608 amino acids)
Source: RefSeq, a predicted model, not a curated record